This is a messenger RNA of Penicillium brevicompactum, 1539 nucleotides long. RefSeq lists its product as uncharacterized. Bases 1 to 1539 code for a protein of 512 amino acids. Gene Ontology annotation, biological process: cellular response to biotic stimulus. The transcript has 4 exons. The record is from RefSeq and is a predicted model, not a curated record. NCBI's taxonomy places the organism in Eukaryota, Fungi, Ascomycota, Eurotiomycetes, Eurotiales, Aspergillaceae.
AUGGCUUCGGAAAAUAAUGAUGUCAAUCUUCGCAGCGAUAUCAAUUUCAUAGAAACCCCCAAACCUAAGCCUUCCAACUUUGCAACAACGGAAGGCUGCGGGAUUCCCACAACAGACUCACCAGCUAUCCACAAUGCCCCUCUGCCGGCAGAGGGUGCUGGCAAUGAGAGCUUCUCCAAUGGCUUGUUGCUUGGUGCUCUAGUUGGAGUCCCGACCCUGCUCACAUAUAUUCUGGGCGGUGGCUUCAAGACCAGAAUCUUUUUCGGCCUCAUCACCGGUCUGCCAGUGCUGAUCGGGUUCUGGGCUUGGAAAUCGACAUCCAGCCCCCGCCUCAAUGAGAAGGUCAAAUUGCCCGGUCGGCCCGUAGAGCACUAUGUGACAUUCAAAAACGAGGCGGACCGUGCUAAAUGGCAUGGCAGAAACCGCAUUCCUAUGCAGACUUUCUGUGAAAUGUAUCUCAAUGGCGCAGUGGAUUUCAAUGGUGACUGUCUUGACGUGCUGGAAUACCGACACGACUGGGCACACUUUGGAUUCACCUGGGAUCUAUUCAAAUUCAUCUUCUUGACCUUUGCGAGAGACGUUCUCUUCCACACCAAGUCGCAGGACGAAGAGCAGAUCCGCCCAAAUUACGACCGUGGCAAUGAUCACUAUGCCUGGUUCCUCGGUCCUCGCAUGAUCUACACAUCUGGUAUCAUCUCCGACACGGAGCGCGAAGAAACCCUCGAAGAGAUGCAAGACAACAAGAUGGCAGUUGUGUGCGAAAAGCUCGCACUCAAGAAAGGCGAGACCAUGCUGGAUAUCGGCUGUGGUUGGGGAACUUUGGCCAAGUUCGCGAGUCUCAACUACGGAGCAAAUGUUACCGGUCUUACUAUCGCGAAACACCAAACGGCAUGGGGAAAUGAUGCCCUUCAGAAGGCCGGUGUGCCCGAAUCCCAAAGCCGCAUUCUGUGCAUGGACUACCGCGACAUUCCUCGUACGAAAUACGAUAAGAUCACACAGCUGGAGAUGGGUGAACACGUUGGAAUCCGGAAACUCACUGGAUUCUUCCGCCAGUGUUAUGACAUGUUGGAGGACGAUGGUGCUAUGUAUGUGCAGCUGUCUGGUCUUAGACAAGCUUGGCAAUAUGAGGACUUUAUCUGGGGCUUGUAUCUGAACAAGUAUAUCUUCCGUGGUGCGGAUGCCUCGACUCCUCUUUGGAACUACGUGCGAUCAUUGGAGCGCGCCGGCUUCGAGAUCAAGGGUGUCGACACCGUGGGAGUCCAUUAUUCUGGAACACUCUGGAGAUGGUACCGUAACUGGCUUGGAAACACCGAUACAAUCAAGGCUAAGUAUGGUGAUCGAUGGUUCAGAAUCUGGGAGCUCUUUCUUGCCUGGUCAGUCAUUGCCUCCCGCCAAGGCAGUGCGACUUGUUUCCAAAUUCUUGUUGUCAAGAAUUUGAACUCCACGCACCGUGUCAAUGGAAUUGCGUCUCAGUUUGGCUUGUCUGCCGCUCUUGAGUCGAGCAGAAAAGCCGGAAAGUCCAAAUUGCCAGCAGUGUAG